AUGGCGGAAGUAGUAACGGCUGUGAUUCGGAGUCGCGGAGGCACCGGAGGGAGCAACCGCGUCACGGACGGUGAUCUUGAGAGUUUCCUCUUCGGCGAGGAUGGUGACACGUCAGACAUCGGCAAUCGUAGCCGUCGAUCCAGCCUCAGCUUCGAGCCGCUCUCGGCGCACGAAGAAGACGACGGCGCUCCCGGCGGAGCGCGCGCCUUCAAUCUCGGCGGAGGACAGGGCGGUGGCCACGGGAGGGGACAGGGGGGGGCACAGGGCGGGGGACAGGGCGGGGGACACGGCGGGGGACAGGGCGGGGGACAAGGCGGGGGACACGGCGACAGGAGGCGGAUGAGCGUGGAGGAGAAAAACGCCUUGUGGCGGGAAACUGUCCGCGCGCGCGUGUCGUUCAAGCGCGGAGGGGGAGGGUCGCGGGGGGAGCCGGAGGUGCAGGAGCCGCUGGUUCCGCGGAGCGGGGAGCUGGUUCCGCGGAGCGGGGAACUGGUUCCGCGGAGCCGGGAGCUGGUGACUCGGCCGCGGCCGCUAACGCCGCCGUUAGGCACGGAGAGGGGGACGGAGAGGGGGACGGAGAGGGGGACGGAGCGGAGCGGCGUCUCAGGAUACGAGACGACUCAUAGGAGCAGCAUUUCCGGCACGGGAAGGGGAACGGAAAGGGGAACGGAAAGGGGAACGGAAAGGGGAACGGAGAGGGGAACGGAGAGAAGCCCAACGGCUAGCGGAACAGAGCGGGGAGGAAAAGGGGGUUCUAAUAAGGAGCGAGACGCCGCGGUGGUUGCAGCUGCGGCGAAGGUUCUGUCGGUGUCUGCUGCUGCGGCGAUCUGGGGGGGAAGUCAGAAGGAGGGGAGCACUGUGGGCACGGGGAGCAAAGUGGGGCCCGACUCAGGAAAUGUGUCGAAAAGGUCUGGCCAUGCCUCAACCACGGCACCCACCAAAGGCGCACCCCCCCCUCCCACGGACUACGACCCGUCCGGCCAUCCCUCGACCGCAACACCCACACCGGUGAAAGGCGGCGCACCCCCCCCUCCCACGGAUUACGAUCCGUCUCAGGAGGUGCCUAUGGGCAAGCACACGCACAUCCUCCUCCCAGACGGCACCUUCAAGGUCCCCACCGCGGAUGACCAUGACGCUACUACUGCCACGGGCCAGCACACCACCACGGGGAGGAGCAGUGGUGGCGGGGGAGGGAGCAACCGGCCGGUCAAGGCGGCAGACAAGCGACUAGACGACUAUAAGAAUCUGGUGUCGUUCCUUCCUCUGCUUCCUCGUGCUCUACCUGCGAGCUUACUGACUCUUCCUUCCCUCUCCCCUCCUCCCUGCGUGCGUUUCAGACAUCUACUUCAAUUCAAGGCGAAGGCGGCAGAUAAGCGCCUGGACGAUUAUAAGAAUCUGGUGUCGUUCCUCUGCUUCAACCCUCCCCUGCCCCCCACCAGACAUCUACUUCAAGACAUCUACUUCAAGGUCAAGGCGGCGGAUAAGCGCCUGGACGAUUAUAAGAAUCUGGUGUCGUUCCUUCCUCUGCUUCCUCGUGCUCUACCUCGUGACAUUUACUUCAAGGUCAAAGCAGCGGAUAAGCGGCUAGACGAUUACAAGAAUCUGGUGUCGUUCCUCUGCUUCAUCGUGCUCUACCUCGUGGUGCUCUACAUGCAAGCCGACUCCACGGACGGGUUUGAGGUCUCCACAGCACACAACAUUCUGCUUCCUUCGGGGGCAUCAGGCAAUGAGCUGAACGCGAUGAGUGGACCGGACGAAAUGUAUCAGUGGGUUAACGACAGCAUCAUACAGGUGGUGUGGGAGGGGCCGCACUGUGGCAACAGCGUGUGCGACAAUCCCUUGGAAUACGCGGCAUUCGGGCGGUUCGGGUGCGAGGCAGACUGUGGUGUGUUUGAGAACGUGACGCAUGUGGUGGUUCACAUUCACUCGUCCUUCUCCUCUCAGGCUGACAAGCAGGGCAGCUCGUGGAACCUGUGUAUGGUGCAGCAGAGUAACCUGUGCUGGUUUGAGGAGCCUCAGGUGUUCACCGAUCUCAGUUCGAGGAGCCUCAGGUUCGAGGAGCCUCAGGUAUUCACAGAGCUCCAAUCAGAGAUCGCAUUAGACCUAUUCAUUCCGGACGGCGACUGGCAGAUCAAGCUCGACGCGCCGGGCGGCGGCGUUCGGGGGAUAGUGCAGGUGGUCGGCGCACUCAGCAGCAACGCCACCCUGCAACGAACCAACGGCAGGGGCGGCCGAACCAACGCCCGAGGCUCGGCAACAGGCUGGGGAACGGCCUGGAGCGUGUCAGGCAAUGGGGGAGAGGCAGGGGUGGUAGAUACAAACUUAGCACAGCUAACAGACUUAGGAGCGAGUAAAGACGUAGUGGUAACAUGGGGUGGGUGUGCAACGAGUAGAUCAACGGUGGAGAAUGGCCGAUCGGCGGUGCUGGCUAAGAGGCUGUAUGGGUGUAGGGAGACGUGUGCGGCGAUGGCAGCGUGUGUGCUGGGCGCGUGUGAGAACGUGGGGGUUGAAGAGGCUUCGGGCGUGUUUGUGGACUGUGCUGUGGUGUGCAACAUGGCGCCCUUUACCAUCACACAGUACAGCAACUGGACUUGUGUCGAGAUGCUACGGACCACCACCACCGUCCUUAAGAACAUCAAUUGCUCAGCGGUCAGUUGCUGCAGCAGCUUUGAUUUGUCAACUCAAGCUUCACACUCCUCCUCGACUCUCCUUCACCAAUCCCCAUCCAUCCCUCCACCCAUGUCCUCUCUUCAGGUGACAUCCCACCAGCGGCGGUUGCUGCAGCUGGUUCGAGGGCAACCACCCCAAACACUAUCACUGCAGAGGCGAGCACAAGGGCAUGCACAGCAGCAGAUUCGCCUGAACCCCGCUCCCCCCCCUCCCAGUCAAUCACCGGCCCCCUUUUUCACUGGACCAUUCAUCCAUGUUCCCUCCCAUGCCCCCCUUCUUCAGAUGACAUCCCACCAGCGGCGGUUGCUGCAGCUGGCUCGAGGGCAACCACUCCAAGCACUGCCGUUGCAGAGGCAAGCACAGGAACAUGUGCAGCGCCAGAUGAGCUUGAGUCAGAAUGUUCCUUUAGCAGUGCUGCGUGCACUGGGGAAAUCACAGGGGAACGUUCAGGAGAAAACACAGGAGCGAGCUCAGGUGAAAUCGCAAGGGCGAGCUGAGGGGAAGAUGCGUUCUGUUGCAAGAAAGCGGGCAGCGGGACGAAUGCUGGGCUUUUCGAGGGGAUCGGAUGGAGAUGUGCCUAUUCCUCGCCACCACCACCCGCUGUGGCAUGUGAGGCGAGACGCUCUGGUGGAGGACACGAGAGAAGGGGCAGAGGAGGGAGAAGAAGAUGUGGUGGUGUUAGAGGCGCAGGGAGUGAUGGCUGCAGAAGAUGGGGGGAGUGGGAUGGCAGCAGAAGCAGCAGACGAGAUAGGAUUGGCAGUGGGUACGGGCGACGAGGAUGCAGAUGAAGAAGGGGAGGAAGAGGAAGCAGCAGAUGGGGGCUUCAGCCGGUGCCAGCAUCCUUCACCCCACCCUUUCUCUUCGUCCCCACUUCUCUUCCCCUCUCUUCGUUUUCUCUCUCCCGACCCUCCCACUACACCAGCAGUGCCAGCGCCAAUCCCCCUCGCACCGACAGCAGCAGCAGCAGCAGCAGCAGCAGCAGCAGCAGCAGCAGCAACAGCAACAGCAUCAGCAGCUUCUGCUGCGGAUACCACUACCCCUACCACCGCCACCGCUGCUAGCACUGCCGGUUUUGACUCGGUCUCUGGCAAUAGUUUUACCCAUCCGCAACAGCUGGAGCCACAGCCCCAACAGCAGCAGGCAGAUGCACAAUCAGUCUCACAGGCAGACGCACAGGCAGGCACGCAGGCUGUCUCAGUAACAGGCACACAGGGAAUCACAGGCGCGUGGGCGGCUCUAGGUCCCACGGAGCGGCAGCGGUGGUUUAACCUGCGAGUGGCUGUCAGCCGCGCGCUCUUCUCCUGGGUGGGGGAUGCCUGCCUUGCUAAUGUUUUCUCGGCCGUCUCUCUCGAUGCUGCCACUCGUGCUCGCGUUUCUGCCUUCUUCUGUGCGCUGCUGCACAGCCCUGGGGAUGCUCUGGGUGCUGCUACUGUCACUGGUGCUUCUGAUGGUCUUUCUGGUGCUGUUGCUGGUGUUGGUGCUGGUGGUGCUGGUGGUGGUUUUGGUGGAAGGCUGAAGAUCACUGAUACGGUCUUGACAAACGAAGCUGCAAUGGAAGGAGCCCUGCUUGACAGCAGUUUGAUCGGAGGUGGUUCAUUCGACGUGGCAUCAGUGGGAGGAAACGGCUGUGUGCUCGGCCCGUUCACUUCUGCCGAUGGAUCCAUGGCUGCUGCUGCUGCCCACUUCGCAUUUCUUGGUUUCCCUCCUGCUCCUCCUCCUCCUCCUGCUUCCAACAAUACCAACUCCAACGGGACUGCUUCUAACGGGACUGCUACUAAUAAUAAUUCAGAUUCUGCCUUCAGUGCCUCUGCUCUGCUCUCCAGGCGUCUGCGCAUGUCCCGGGAUCAGUUUGCCCGGUUCGUGGGAACCUUCCUGGAUGCUGUCGAAUCGGUGGUGGCGGUGGAUGGGGCAACGCUGUCUCGCCUCUCCUCGCACCUCUACGUUGCUGCGAUUGGGCUUGUCGAUGGGAGCAUGGAGGGCUGCAGCCUGCACGGGCGCUUGCUGGAGUGGGCAGUGGGGGCGGAUUUCAACGUGACAGUAGGGAGGGGUGACAGUGUGCAGUUCGUCUGGGCCGAUGACUACCCUCACUCCGUUAAGGUGCGUGGGCUGGGCAGCAGUGCAGGAGACAGUCUCUUCAAGGGCUAUGGCGCCAACCGCAUGGUCCUAUCGAGGCACAGCCGCUGCGCUCCGGACAACGUGGGCACCAUGCCGCUAGACGGCCCGCCACACCCAUGUGCUCUCUAUGGCCUCUCGGAUACUCCUGCAUUCACCUACACAGCUGUCUUCACCCAAACCGCUUUUCUCCUGGACCCGUUCUUUGAUGCCAGCACCACCGCCAACAGCACAGCCCCACCAAUCUCCCCACUCGCCUCCUCCUGCUACCCCGGCUGCUCAUUCGGCAACCUAGCCGACGGCCGCUGCGACCCGCUCUGCAACAACCACCACUGCGCCUUCGACGGGGGAGACUGCGAGUGCGCUACUCUCGCCGGCAGCGGCGGGGGAGUGGGGGGGGAGUGUCCGUGCCCUGCAGGGCAGACCAGGUCGGAGGCAGGCUCGUGUUGUCCCACCGAUGCUGUGGGUACGAACCUGCUGUUCCCGUUCCAGCUGCGCUCGUUCGGGCCGGACGCGCAUGCGAGCAACACACAGUUCUCAGAGCUGUAUGAGAAGCCGCUGCACCGGCACGUGACCGAGAGGAACAGGUGGGCUACUGGUGGGCCUCUACUCUACGUGCUGCGGAGCGGAGCAGACCUGCUGGGGCUCUCGCAUGGUUUCCACCUCCAUCCACUCCCUCCCACCCAUUCUCACCUCCUCUCACCCCUUCUCACCCCCUCUCAAACCCCAAAAAUCUUCCCCAUUCAGGCUGCUAGUGGGCCUUUACGUGCUGCAGACGCGAUGGGGCUCCCGGGAGUGCCCUUCCAAAAAGUUUGCAAGCAUCUGGCCGCACUGUUCGCGAGCAUCUGGCCGCACAGUCUGACAAACGCCACGAGCCUGACCUCCUUCGGCAUCAACCCGCGCUUCCUCUCCACCUCCAACCUCUACGACCCCAUCCCAUGUGGCCUCCCUUUUGCAAGCAUCUGGCCCCACAGUCUGACGAACACCACGAGCCUGACCUCCUUCGGCAUCAACCCGCGCUUCCUCUCCACCUCCGACCUCUACGACCCCAUCCCAUGUGGCCUCCCGUUCGCGAGCAUCUGUCCGCACUGCCUGACCAACGCCACGAGCCUGACCUCCUUCGGCAUCAACCCGCGCUUCCUCUCCACCUCCGACCUCUACGACCCCAUUGUGGCCUCCUCGAACGCCACCAGCCUGACCUCCUUCGGCAUCAACCCGCGCUUCCUCUCCACCUCCGACCUCUACGACCCCAUUGUGGCCGCAGCCAACCAGACUGGCCUCGAGAAUUCCACCCCAAGCUCCGCCCCUCUCUUCAAUGACGAAGGGCUGCCCUAUGGCUUCGUGCCCCCCACGAAUGGUCUGGAGUCCUAUCCGCUGAUAUUCGACAUCAAUCUGCACCGAGUGGCCGCCACCAAGCGACUGCAAUACCUCGUGGACGGAUUUUACUUCGACAACCUCACCAAGUCCAUUGAGUUCGCGCUCAUCACUUAUAACGCGGAUGUCAACAUGUUUGUGCUCUCCAAGAUCCGUAUAGACGUGGAUGUGGGGGGCAAGAUGGGUUACUCGUACCGUCUGGUGCCGAUCCCAGUGGAGCCGUAUUCGUCGGCCUCCUCUUACGCGCAGUUGGCCCUCGAGAUCAUCUACGUGGUGUGUGUCGCCUACAACCUGCUGGAGGAGGUCAACGAGAUGUUCCAGACAUACCGCCACACGGGCAGCUUUCUCUAUCAUUUCCGCCAGUUUGGCAACUGGAUCGACCUGCUCUCGCUCUCCAUCCAAGUCUGGGGCAUCAUCGUCUGGAUCAUCAUGGUGCAGCAGCUCUCGCCCCUCUCCGACAUCAGUGUGCGUUACAACGUGUACACGUCCCUCGACGACACGACCUCGCAGAUCAUCAUGGUGCAGCAGCUCUCGCCUCUCUCCGACAUCAGCGUGCGUUACAACGUGUAUACCUCCCUCGACGACACCACAGCGCAGUUCUGGGCGGUCAACACGACGAAUGGCGGCUUUGAGAGGGCGAUGCAGGUGUAUCGCACCAUGGAUGACAUCAUUCAGCUGCGCUCCUUCUACUUUGCUAUUCAAGGAAUCAAGGCGAUGCAGGUGUAUCGCACCAUGGAUGAUAUCAUUCAGCUGCGCUCCUUCUACUUUGCUAUUCAAGGAAUCAAUGUGUUCCUCAUGGUGCAGCGCCUUCUGAAGCUGAUGGACUUCCAGCCGCGCAUCGGCAUCAUCACACGCACCAUGGCAGCGGCUCUCCCCGCCAUCCUGCACUUCUUCCUCGUCUUCGGCAUCAUCUUCCUUGGAUUCUCCUUCUAUGACCUCCGCCUUCUCAAGCUGAUGGACUUCCAACCUCGCAUCGGCAUCAUCACACGCACCAUGGCAGCAGCACUCCCCGCAAUUCUCCAUUUCUUCCUCGUCUUCGGAAUCAUCUUCCUCGGAUUCUCGUUCUACGCAUACCUCGUCUUUGGUCGAACGCUCGCGCAGUUCCGCACCAUCCCCAACGCCAUGCUCUCCUGCUUCUUCAUGCUCAUUCAAGACAACUCCACCGCGUAUUACUAUGCGAUGCUGGAGGGUUGGGAGCGGUUGGCUGCGUUUGUGUUCUGGCUGUCGUUUAUCGUCAUCAUGUGUUUUAUUCUGAUGAACGUCGUGAUUGCGAUUGUGGUCGAUGCGUUUAUGGAUGUGAAAGAGGCGGCUCAGGAGGAAACAGCAUUGCCGAUUGACAUCUGGAUUCUGCUGCGGAACCUCUGGCAACGGAUAUGCACGCCGUAUUGGAGCCUGAGGAAGCUGAGGCAUCAUCUUCUGUUCCUGGGCACGUAUGAGAAGACAAGAGAGGAGGAGGAGGCUCUGGCGAAGCAGCGCAAGUCGGCGCUAUCGGAGGUGGCAACGAUGCUGCGCAAGGGGUGCUUCCAGUCUCAGGAGGAGCGCGAGAGAAUGAGGCGCAUCCACCAGACAAAGAGGGUGGUGGACGUAGGCAUAGACAAGAUGGACAUGAUGUCGCUCUAUGCCCUCAUGAACCGCAUGUAUGAGCGCAAGAUGGCGUCUAUGAGUCCCACCAAGGCAAGCAAGUCGUCUCAAGUCGACCCGGUAACCAUAGCCGAGUCAGUCAUGGGGCAAUUUGGGGAGAACGUGGAAGUGGCAUUGCUCACAGGCGCCAACUCAUUCCCGCUACCCGUUCUCCCGCCUUUCCCUUCUCGCUCCCAUCUCCAUCUCUCCCCCCAGAUGGCGUCUAUGAGUCCCACCAAGGCCAGCAAGUCGUCUCAAGUGGACCCGGUAACCAUAGCCGAAUCAGUGAUGGGGCAAUUCGGGGAGAACGUGGAGGUAGCACUCUUAGGAGAGAAGCCCAAGAAGGGCAAGAGCGGCGAAAUGUCUCACAUCAAACGGUCUCUGCAGCGGCUAGAAGAGAACGCGGAUGAGACUGCGUACGUGCUGCUGCAGGUGCAAGAGUCGUUGGAGAAAAUGAGAAGGGAGCAGGAGGAGAUGCAGCAGCAGCAGCAGCUGAUGCUGCUGCGGGGGUCUGCGAAGGAGAGGCCGCCGGAUCUGGGGUUGGCGAGGGGUGGAAGGCAGUGGAGUAGGGUUAGGAGGCGUUUUGAGGAUGAUGAUGAUGGUGAUGAUGAUGAUGAUGCUGAUGUUUCUGCUGCGGCUGCGUCGCGCGGUUGGGUAGGCGGCGGCGUGAGCAGCAGCAACCGUGGUUUUGCUGCUGGUGCUGGUACCGGUGGUUCUGGUGGUGAUGGUGAUGGCACUGGUGAUGGUGGUGCUGCUGCAGGUGGUUCUUCCAACAGCAAGGGCCUGACUCACUCCUCCAGUGCAGGCGAGGCAACCCUGUCCACUCUGUCCCGCCAGUUCCCCCGAUCCGUCUCAGGCAUGAAAGGGAGCCUCUCCUUUGAACAACUCGCUCCCACCUCCCCCACGCGCACCCCCACGCUCCACACCAACAGCCUGCCUUGCCCCAUCGUACCUGGGUUUAUGAGCCGGAGGAGGACAGACAGUUUUGAGACGUCUCAAGUCCCCAUCGUACCUGGGUUCAUGAGUAGGAGAAGGACUGACAGCGCAUUGCUUCCGGGCAGCAGGCAGAAUUCCAACACGCCGGGGCUAUCUGGUGGGUUGAAUUUUGAUGCUGGUAUGGGCGGGGGAGGAGGGGGAGGGGGAGGGGAGGGGAUUGGUGGGCUGAGCCCGAUUGCGAGUGUCGCCAGUGGGUAUACGGGGAUCAUGGGGAAUGGGGGGGGGAUGAUGAGUCCUGUAGGGUCCCAUAGUAUGGGGGUGGGGUGGACAGGACACGGGGGGGGCAGAGGCGUGGGGAUGGGGGAGUUUGGUAACCCGGGCAGUUUUGGCAACCCAGGCAGGCAGAGGCGUGCCAGAACGGCCCAUAUGAAGUCCUUUGGGGGAGAUGAGCCGAGUAUUCUUGAUGCUGUGACCAAGCUUGGUGGGGGUGUGGGGCGGAUGGGCGGCGAGGAGGUCGGGAACACGAGCGGGCGGCACCGGCCGGCUGGUUUUGGCAGUAUGCCGAGAGGGGCGGCGGAGGAUAUGGGCAUGAGAAGGAAAAUGGUGGAUUUUCCUUCUAUGGGAGCGGGGAUGGGUGCGGGAUGGGGAAUGGGUGGUGAGGAUGUGGGGAAUAUCAGCGGGCGGCGAAGAGCUUUAGAGUAUGGGUCAAUGAGACGAGGAAUGCCAGGCGGCGGCAUGGGCGGCGCGGGAAUGGCGUCUCCUUACCGAGGCGGCGGGUUCUUAGGCUCGGGAACGGCUGGGUUUGCCCAGCCUCGGUCGAUCACGGCGGAUGGUGGGUUCGGGAAUCGGAAGUUCGGGGAAGGCGUGGGGAUAAGUGGUAGGAGAAUGGUGGGAGGGGAGAAGCAAGGGAAUAGGGCUUCGGCUUUAUUGGCGGAGCUUCAGGCCGCCCGGGCGGCGGGAGGGGCGGGGAGUUGGACGAGGAUUCAUGAAGGGGAGGUGAAGAGGGUGCAAGUGAAAGGACUGUUGCAAAGAGAGGGCGGUGGCGACUUUCGCACGACGACGUUUUCGCCGGAAGGCCGGCUGUUCCAGGUGGAGUACGCAAUGGAGGCCAUCAGUCACGCGGGGUCCGCCAUAGGCAUUCUCGCGACGGACGGCGUGGUGCUGGCAGCGGAGAAGCGCAUCACGUCGAAGCUGCUGGAGAGCAGCAAGACGAACGAGAAGAUGUACCGCAUCGACGACCACGUGGCCGCUGCUGUCGCUGGGAUCACUGCUGACGCGAAUAUCCUUGUCAACUCGGCCCGGCUUGCUGCUCAGCGCUACACGUACGCGUAUCAGGAGCCCAUCCCCAUGGAGCAGCUGGUGCAGUCGCUGUGCGACACCAAGCAGGGCUACACGCAGUUUGGUGGUCUCCGUCCCUUCGGCGUCUCCUUCCUCUUCGCAGGGUGGGACAAGCAUCAUCAGUUCCAGCUGUACCACUCAGACCCCUCAGGGAACUACGGCGGGUGGCGGGCGUGUGCCAUAGGAGCCAAUCACGGCGCAGCACAGUCGCUGCUGAAGCAAGAGUACAAGGAAGAGAAGGGACCGGGAGGGGAGGCGAUUCCGGGGAUGGACCUGGAGGGGGCAGUGCAGCUGGCGCUGAAGGUGCUGAGUAAGACCAUGGACAGCACGAGCCUGAGUGCAGAGAAGAUUGAACUGGCUAAAGUGUGCCUCGAGGAUGGCCAAGUCAGGUACCGUGUGUUUGGGGCCAAGGAGAUUGAUGAGUUGCUGCUGAAGUAUGAAAUGGCUCAACCCAAGGAGGAGGAGAGAUGA
Closterium sp. Naga37s-1 is the source of this 10521-nucleotide messenger RNA. Lineage: Eukaryota; Viridiplantae; Streptophyta; Zygnematophyceae; Desmidiales; Closteriaceae. The record is from the annotation of a GenBank genome assembly.